AUUUUAAAGUACAAUAUAGAUGAAAAUACAAGUAAAGAUGAAUUUUCCGCAUUAGGCAUGUAAGACGUAUGUAUUAAAACUUAACCUAGUAAGAUAUUUAUAAGUAUACACACGUAACAAGUACAUAUGCUUCUGGAUCUAGGUGAUAAAGUUAUUUAUCAAACAUGGCGUCGGACGAUCAACUCGAAAGGAAGGCAGACGACAGAAUUCUAGUUCCAAUUUCAUGUGGUGACAGGAAAUAUAUGAAUGUGCUGGAGAGAGAUAUUUUGAAAAAUUUCUUCACAACUUAUCUUCUAGAAGUGGAUCCCCAACCUCUUAUUGGCGCUUUGUGUGAAGGUACACAUAUUUCUAAGGAAUGUUUGAAUUUAAUCAAGGUAAAAUGUGAAAAAUCGCCGUUUUGGUUUUCAUAUGAAAUCCUCAAAGACGAAAUUGCAAAACGUUAUCCUUUGAGGGCUUUUGUCUUCAUUCUGUAUUCUAUACAUUUUGCACAGUUGGCAAACGACCUGAUAUCAUACUACAAUGAGUUUACUCGCACUAGGCUUGUCCAGGAAGUGGCACGUGCCCCAGUUGGUAAUAGGAAGACGAUACAACAAUACUUUAAAUUCAUUAAGAAGCAAGUUCACGAAUUCACCUUUAAAAAUCCUCAGGCUGAUCUAUCAUCCAUAGGAGUUAGGUUGAGACAAAAUAUAGAAUUGGAAAAGAAUGAUGCUAAGAGGCAAUUCAUGUAUGACCGGUAUGUCGCUCUGAAAGCAGCAGAAAUAGAUGCCCUAACGAACAAAACAGACGACAUUGAUCCUUACGGAGGAGCGUUCAAAGAUAUUGAAGAGGUUAUUGACGACACCAGCAAUCCUAACGUAUCCAGAGUCCUUCUGUACGGUCGAAAAGCAGAUGUUUUGUCUUCUCUUGGAAGGCAAGAAGAAGGACGUGACAUGUUAAAGGAAGGAUUCAAAUAUGCAAACGCUACAGAUACCUGCAUCGAAUCAGUGGACAUGGUCUACAAAGGUGUUGUUUUUCGCUUGUCGGAAUUAGAGGAACAACCAUCCACUGAAUUAAAGGAAAUGCUGCUACUAGAAGCAAGUCGAGGUCUUCACGGACUCGCGGAUGAGGACGAGGACGUAAAGAUAUUUUGGAGGAGACUGUUUAUUCUAAGAAUGAUUUACAGUCAUUUGGGUAUCGGAAAACGCUGUAUGAUAAUACCGGGCUACGAAAUUUCCGAGGAGUCUUUACGAGAAGCAGAAAGACUGCUUUCAUUGGAUUCUUUGGAGGAUUUAGAGCAUCGUCGUCAGAUGAUGUAUGGUGUUGCUAAAGCUCGUCUGCUGGAAUUAAAAGGCGAACUGUCACCUGCUAUUGCAACCAUACGUAGAGCAAUAGAGAUUGCUAAAGAGGGAAACUAUACUGAAAUGCCAAUGAUUACUCAUUAUCAUUCCCAUCUCCAACAUAAACUUAAGAACAUGUGUAUUUUUAAUAUAAGUCAGCAUACAAAUGAAUCCGAUUGAAUUCGUUACACUGUGAUUAUUUGAAUUUCACAUUUAAUUGUACACUUCUUGCGUUAAUAUCAAUAUUUAAUCAAGGUUUAUGUAUGAAGGGAUACAGAUUUCAUGUGUUAAUAACAGAGUAAUUUUGCCGAUAAAAUUUUCUCAGAAAA
Messenger RNA from Saccostrea echinata, 1645 nucleotides. RefSeq lists its product as uncharacterized. The transcript has a single exon. The record is from RefSeq and is a predicted model, not a curated record. Bases 165 to 1496 code for a protein of 443 amino acids. NCBI's taxonomy places the organism in Eukaryota, Metazoa, Mollusca, Bivalvia, Ostreida, Ostreidae.